Molecule: messenger RNA, 1085 nt
Organism: Perca flavescens (yellow perch)
Lineage: Eukaryota; Metazoa; Chordata; Actinopteri; Perciformes; Percidae
Product: G-protein coupled receptor 4-like
Exons: 4
Coding region: 134-958 (274 amino acids)
Biological process (GO): positive regulation of Rho protein signal transduction; phospholipase C-activating G protein-coupled receptor signaling pathway
Cellular component (GO): plasma membrane
Molecular function (GO): G protein-coupled receptor activity
Source: RefSeq, a predicted model, not a curated record
AUCAACAUACUGCAUGUUGUGUAACUUUACCAUAUUUAUUGUAGAUUGUUUGGAUGCAGAGGACAACACAUCAGACAUUGGUGUAGGGAACUCAUUUGGUGUCUUGCAGCUGUCAAAGGUUUCACUAUGAACAAUGGAAGAUGUUUACGUUACUGACACAUCAUACUAUUAUAACUAUGACAGACGAGAAGAAUUCAUCAUAGAUGUUGUGACAUGCAUAAUCAUCAGUAUUGGACUUCCUUUGACCCUCGUGGCCAUCUAUUGUCUUCAUUCUCUGGUGCGAAAGGAUCAUGUCGCUCCGAUCUACGUCAUCAACCUUCUCAUUUCUGACAUCAUUCAGUUCUGCUGCAUGAUCGGUUUUGUGGCAAAACCUGAGGUCCCGGGCAUUGAUUUGAUUUACGUCUCUAGUCUGAUGGCCAGUGUUGGCUUCAUGGUGUGCAUCGCCCUGGAAAGGUAUUUGGUCGUCGCCUGCCCACUGUGGUACCGCUCCAGACAAACCAUCAAUAUCUCCGUGGGGGUCUGUGUCCUGGUCUGGAUCCUUUCUCCCGUCUGUCUCAUCACUCUGGUUUUCUGUUUUUCUUUAGAGUUCCCAGUCAUCAUCUUAUACAUAUUAGUCCUCCUUCCCCUCCUACUGCUCAUAUUCUUCCUGGGUGGGACCAUCGCAGCCCUGUCUGCUUCCAUCUCAGUUCCCGCUGAUGAAAAACGCCGAAUUGUGGCAACAUUGGUCCUGGUGCUGCUUAUUUACACACUGCUGUUCCUGCCCAGACCCAUAUUGUUUCUGAAAGAGGAAUUCAGAUUUAACUUCCUCCCAGUCCUGUUUAAUGGGUUUCUUAGGUUGAGUCCUCUUGCAGACUUAGUUCUGUGUGUUUUCAUGAGGAAAGGGGCCAUAGACAAGAUUUUGGCCUCUGUGUGUUGUUGCAGAAUGGACAGCAAUGCUUUCAGCAGUUUAACAGUAUGAAUGAUGAAAACAUGUUUCAGCUGCACGGCUUCCGGAAAGUUAUCUGAAUGCAGAAAAGUCUUUGACGCUCAAAAUAACGACACCCAGACCCCCCACUAUGAUAUUCCCCCCCCCCAAAAAGGCAGAU